This is a messenger RNA of Lathyrus oleraceus (garden pea), 357 nucleotides long. RefSeq lists its product as uncharacterized. The record is from RefSeq and is a predicted model, not a curated record. The transcript has 2 exons. NCBI's taxonomy places the organism in Eukaryota, Viridiplantae, Streptophyta, Magnoliopsida, Fabales, Fabaceae. The coding region runs from base 1 to 357 and encodes 118 amino acids.
AUGGGUGGAGACGGAAAAUUGGGGUUCGGCAUUGUAAUCGGAAGGUCCGACAAUGGUUUGGAUAGAAGACAAGCAUUUGUAGCAAUGAUAUGCGAAAGAAGUGGCAUGUACCAACCAAGGCUUAGGAACUUUAAACGAGAUGACACGAGAUCGAGGAAAUGUGAAUGUCCAUUUAAAUUGCGCGGAUACCAUAUGGGGGAUGAGACAUGGAAAUUUAAUAUGAUUUCUGAGGAGAGGGAACUCGUUUUAGACAUGACAUUAAAGAUGGUGUCGCUGAAAAACAUACUCGCAACUUUGAAACGCAAAAAAUCUCUAAAUGUUUCAAAUAUUAAGAAAAUAUACAACGCGCAUGCUUGA